AUGGAUAUGUGUUAUCUUCUGACGCGUAUCGAAACUGAAUCCGGAUCACCAGAGAAGCCGCUUUCUGUGCUCGGUCAUCUUUCUUACGAGUCAUAUUGGCGUUCAAAGGUUCUCCCCUUCCUUUUUCCAAUACUCUCUGUCUCAAAAAAUGCAGAAAUCUUUAUCGAUCUCCAAACAUGUCUUGGCCAUAAUCCAGCUUCUUUAGGUCUUACUACUUUAAAGGCCAAGGGUAUUGCCUGUGGAAAUUCAGAAGAUCGAACUUCAUCCAAAUAUGGACAUAUGAGCGUGAACUCAAUUGAUAUAUUUGGUGAUAGGGUUAAUUCUAUUCAUAUUCGUGGUCGACACGCAUUAUUCUGCAACAGUAGAGAGAUUACGACAGAGGAAACACCCAUCGAGACUAGCCUCGCCAGUAUUUGGUCUGCAAGUAGAGCAGCUAUGCAAAGCGAAUCCCUAGCAGAGCCUAUUAACACUUCUUUUCAAGUCGAGGAGGAACCUAGAUCUCUGAACACUCCACAUCACACGAUUACAAUCCAUUCCAUUAGCCAAAAGACGGGAAUUGAUCCGCAUGAUGUGGCUACAACAUUACAACAAAUGGCGACUGCCAUACAUUUGAACGAGGAAAACAGGUAUAGAAUCCAACUAUUCUUAAGAAGAUUAUAUAUGUAUACUUUAUUACUUUCUGGCUUAUUUGCAUCCUCUCUGUCGUACAUUUUGUAG
Molecule: messenger RNA, 717 nt
Organism: Protopolystoma xenopodis
Lineage: Eukaryota; Metazoa; Platyhelminthes; Monogenea; Polystomatidea; Polystomatidae
Source: the annotation of a GenBank genome assembly